Aethina tumida (small hive beetle) is the source of this 2860-nucleotide messenger RNA. Its product is annotated as small G protein signaling modulator 3 homolog. Bases 207 to 2618 code for a protein of 803 amino acids. The record is from RefSeq and is a predicted model, not a curated record. The transcript has 10 exons. Lineage: Eukaryota; Metazoa; Arthropoda; Insecta; Coleoptera; Nitidulidae. Gene Ontology annotation, molecular function: protein binding.
CAAGUCAAACUACGUCAAAAUUAUUAUAAAAUUUAUUUUAGUUGUAAAUAAAAUGUGAGAAGUGUUUGCCACGAUUGUGUACACAAUGAAUUCGAAUUCGAAUCGUCUUUGUAACCCGACUCGCGAAUGAUGAGGAUGAGGCAAGGAUAAUCCAAAAUUUUCAAAUUAUUUUACCAUAACAUAUUGUUUAUAAAAAAUUAACAAAAAUGGACAUAGCCAAAUCCUUAUUUCGGGACAGAGACCACGAAGGGUACGAUGGAAAAGAAGACCACAACAAAAGGGAAUUAGAAAACGCGAUAGCAGACAUUGUUGAAGGUGAUUCAUUCAUUGAAAACUUCGCUGAUGGAUUAAACGUGAACGAUAUGUUGACACCCAGCCCGGGUGGGCCGUUUUCUGCCUUAACACCCUCAAUGUGGCCCCAAGAUUUGAUGGCUAAGCUGUCUGUUGUGCCAGAAGACCCAAAUUCCCAGCCCGAAUACAGAUUUGAUGAGUUCGGAUUUCGCGUCGACGAGGAGGACGGUCCUGAACAAAAUUCCAAUAAACUUCUAGGCAUUCCAUUUGUUGAGGAUCCACAACAUAGGUUACAAUGGGUGGCACAUUUGGAAUUUUCUCAUAAUAAGGAAGUGUCUGAUUUGACAUGGGACAAAGUUGAAGUAAGACUGCCAAGAACUGAUAAACUUUUAACUAUGGUUAGAUCUGGUAUACCUCAUUCAUUGAGACCUCAAAUGUGGAUGAGAAUGUCUGGAGCAUUAGAGAAAAAACAACAGUCUGAACUGAGCUACAAGGAUAUUGUCAAAAUGUCCAGCAAUGAUUCACUGAUGACUUCGAAACAGAUUGAAAAAGACUUAUUACAUACAAUGCCGACAAAUGCUUGCUAUAGUAAUAUUAACAGCACAGGAAUUCCUAGACUAAGGCGAAUUUUAAGAGGAAUUGCUUGGCUUUAUCCAGAUAUUGGAUAUUGUCAAGGCAUGGGAAUGAUAGCAGCAUCUUUAUUGCUUCUAUUGGAAGAGGAGGAGGCGUUCUGGAUAAUGGUCACAAUAGUGGAAGACCUUCUACCAGCUUCUUAUUACAGCUCAACACUUUUAGGAAUUCAAGCAGACCAAAGGGUACUACGCACAUUAAUCGGAAAUUAUUUGCCAGAAAUAGAUGAAACGCUCAAAAACCACGACAUAGAACUGUCCUUGAUAACAAUGCAGUGGUUCCUAACACUAUUUGCUAGUGUGGUUCACAUGAAGAUCUUGCUGAGAAUUUGGGACUUGUUUUUCUUUGAAGGCUCAAUUGUUUUGUUCCAAAUCACGCUCAGUAUGUUGAAAAUGAAGGAACCGCAAAUUAAACAGUUAGAAAACGCCGCUCAGAUUUUUAACGCUCUGGCCGAUAUUCCCGGUGAAGUGGAUGAUGUAGAAAAAUUGUUGGAGGUUUCCCUCCAACUGACAAACUCCCUGAAUGAGGUGAUGAUAGAGACAUACAGAAGACGACACUUGGCAUACCUGAUGGCGGACCAAGGAACGCUGGUCGGUAACCCGGAAGCAGCCCCUAAUCUCCCCAAACAGCACUUGGCAAGGCGGCAAAUCAAAAAGAACAAGUCGGUGAUCCAGCUGCUGCUGUUCAACGAGAACAACGAGGACGACAUAAAAUCGAAGAACAUCAAACAGACGGAGAUCCUGGUGGACUUGCGGGAGGCUAUCUUGCAGAUAUCCCGUCACUUUUUACAAAUGGAUCCGAAAUUGAGUUCGGAAAUAUCGUUGGUGGCCGACUAUUCGAUGGAGAGCCACGCUCAGGACCACGCCAACUACAUCAACGUGUCGAAGAACAGGAAGCGCAGGGCGAAGGCGCUGCUGGACUUCGAGAGGCACGACGACGAUGAGUUAGGGUUUAGGAAAAACGACAUUAUAACGAUAAUAAGCCAAAAGGACGAGCAUUGCUGGGUCGGCGAGUUGAACGGGCUGCGAGGAUGGUUUCCGGCCAAGUUUGUUCAGUUGUUGGAUGAAAGAAGCAAACAGUACAGCAGUGCUGGAGAUGACAGUAUAUCAGAGACUGUGACUGAUUUAGUUAGGGGCACUCUAUGUCCUGUUAUAAAACAAGUACUGGAACAUGGGAUGAAGAGGCCUAAUUUUUUAGGUGGUCCAUGUCACCCAUGGUUGUUCAUAGAAGAAUCUGCAACAAAAGAAGUGGAAAAAGACUUUAAUUCAGUAUACAGUAGAUUAGUACUGUGUAAAACUUAUAGACUGGAUGAGGAUGGUAAAGUUCUCACUCCAGAGGAGUUGUUGUAUCGUUGCGUUCAAGCAGUCAAUUUAACUCAUGAUAAUGCACAUGCUCAAAUGGAUGUGAAGCUCAGGUCUCUUAUAUGUAUGGGUUUAAAUGAACAGGUACUGCACUUAUGGUUAGAAGUAUUGUGUUCAUCAAGCGAAGUCGUCCAAAAAUGGUAUCACCCAUGGUCGUUUGUAUAUAGUCCUGGAUGGGUACAAAUAAAAUGUGAUCUGCGAAUUUUAUCUCAAUUGUCCUUUAACUUGAAUCCUGAUUGGGAACUGCCAGUUAAAAAGGAAUCAAACAAUCAACCACUGAAGGAUGGUGUCCGUGAUAUGCUAGUAAAACACCAUCUCUUUAGUUGGGAUAUUUAAUUUAAAAACAAACGCCUUUAAAAAGUUUCCUUUAACAUCGGCUUUAAAUGUAAGAUACAAAUAAAUUAUUUUUCUAAAGAUACUAAAUAUUUAUUGAAGCGUGACUUCUUAUAAUUGUCCAGUAUGUUUCAAUUUACAAAUAAUGCACUUUUGUGAUUAAUUAAAGCUAAAAUUAUUUAUUUUAUUUAUCACAAGAGAUAAAUUAACUAUGGUUUUGCUGUUGUAAUAAAAUCUAAGACUAA